This is a messenger RNA of Eimeria maxima, 3234 nucleotides long. Its product is annotated as DNA repair protein RAD50, putative. The record is from RefSeq and is a predicted model, not a curated record. Gene Ontology annotation, cellular component: condensed nuclear chromosome; Mre11 complex. Gene Ontology annotation, biological process: double-strand break repair; telomere maintenance via telomerase; telomere maintenance via recombination. The transcript is spliced from 12 exons. Gene Ontology annotation, molecular function: single-stranded telomeric DNA binding; double-stranded telomeric DNA binding; G-quadruplex DNA binding. Bases 1 to 3234 code for a protein of 1077 amino acids. Lineage: Eukaryota; Apicomplexa; Conoidasida; Eucoccidiorida; Eimeriidae.
AUGGAUGGAUGUAUGGAUGCAGAUACAUCUAAGGCUGUAUUAGAGAAUGUGAUGUUUUGUCAUCAAGAAGAGAAUUGUUGGCCAUUAGGAGAUAUGAAUUCUAUCAAGAAAAGAUUUGAUUCUUUAUUCAAUGCAACUAGAUAUGUUAAGGCUCUGCAGGCAAUUAGGCAAUCUAAGAAGGAGCAUAUGAUGGAAUUAAAGGACAGAGAAAAUGAUUUACGUUUGCUGGAUGUACACCGUACAGCAGCAAGAUCAUUGCGCAUGCAACUGCAGCAGCAGCAGCAAAUUAUUGAUGAAGCUAAUCAAGAAAUACAGCAGCAGCAGGAAGAAGUACGACAUAUAGAAGCUGCUGCUGCUGCAGCAGCAGAUUUGUUGCGUCAAGUACAGCAGCAACAGCAGCAGCUACAGAUGGCAGAAGAACGUCAGAAUAUGCAGCAGCAGCAACUGCAGCAACUGCAGCAGCAGCAGCAGCAAGAUGAUGACGAAGGGCCAAUUGUCUUUGAGGAAUCCAUCGAAGAAUUAGAAGAUCUACUCGUUAAAAUAUCCGAUGAAUAUAAGGCGAAGAGUGAGAGGAGGCAGGCAGUAUGCGAGAAAGUGAAUAUGCUGCAGCAGCAGCAGCUGCUGCUGCAGCAGCAACUGCAGCAGGAAGUUGCUAAGGCAUCAGAUGGACUAAAGGCAGAAGAAAGAAGAGAUGCUGCUAAGCAGCAGCAGCAGCAGCUGAUGGAUAAGGUAGCAGCAAUGCUUCCUUAUGCACAGCAGCAGCAGCAGACUGCUGAGACAGUGGUGGAGUUGUGUAGAUCAGAGGCGCAGAAGUUGCGGCGUCAGCAGCAAGUAGCAGCACGAGAGCAGCAGCAGCAGCAACAGCAGCAGCAGCAGAUGUUACAGCAGCUGCAGCAAAAGGAGCAGCAGCAGCAAGCAGCAGAAAGUUCCUCUAUAACACAAAUUAACUGCAGCAAGCAGCAACUGCAGCAACUGCAGCAAAAGCUGCAGCAAAAACCCUCACAGCAGCAAUGCCAAGAAGCAAUUGCUGCUAUACAGCAGCAACUGCAGCAACUGCAGCAAACAACAGCAGCAGAUAGAGACCAACAGCUCAAGAGUCUUGAGGCUCAAGGUGCUUCGUAUGGAGAAGCACUGCAGCAACUGCAGCAGCAGCGGCAGCAGCUGCAGGAAGUGCAGCAAGCGCUGCUGCAGCACGAAACACUUGGGGUGUCUCUGCAAGUAGCGCAGCAGCGGCAGCAGGAGAAGCAGCAGCUGCAGCAGCAGAAGCAGCAGCAGCUUACUAUUCGUCUUGCUGCGCUGCAGCAGCAACAUGCCAUUAAUAUCCUCUUGUCCUCCCCUAAGGAAACGGAGGACCAGUUACGUGCUGCAGCAGCAGCUGCUGCAGCAGAGCAGCAGCAGCGACAACAGCAGAAGCAGGCAGCAGAUGCUGCAGCAGACCGCAGCGCAGCAGAGUACGGAAUGCUGCAGCAGCAGAUAACAGCAGCAGCAGCAGCAUGCAUUCAUCUAGCUGAGCAAAUAGAUGCAGCAAAGCCCCUUCUCUCCAACGGCAGCAGCAGCAGCAGCAACAGCAGCAGCAGCAGCAGCAGCAGCGAGAUAGGCUGGGAAACUGUUGCAGGUUGGGACGUCAGCAGCAUAGAGUCUGCGGUGUCUGCUGAGCUGCAGCAGCAGCAGCAGCAAGAGCAGCAACUAAAACAGCAAGCAAUAGCAGCAGGAGGAAUAGAUUUAUAUAAACAAUUAGCAGCAGAAGCAGCAGCAGCAGCAGCAUGCCCCCUCUGCAGCAAACCCUUUGAUGGUAGCAAUGAUCUGCUGCUGCUGCAGCAAAAUAUAGACAAAAGAGUGCAGCAACUGCCGCAGCAGCAGCAGCAACUGCAGCAGCAAAUGCAGCAGCAUCAUGAGCAGCUACAAAAGAUUCUGCUGCAGCAGCAAAAGACGCAGCAGCUAGCAGCAAAACAUAAAGAACUAAUUGCUGCUGCUGCUGAGCUAUCUACUAUGAAGCUAAGUGAAGAACAGUUGCAUGCUGCUGCUGGUGCAGCAGCAGCAGCAGCAGAAGCAGCAACACAAAAAGCACGGGACCUGCAGGCGGCGCAUGCAGAUGCUGCUGAACUUUGUGCAGCAGCAGCAGCAGUAGCAGCAGCUGAGCAGGAGACGAAGGAAAUGGACAGCAAGCUGCGCUCUGCAGCAGGCCUACAAUCAAGCACCAGCAGCAGCAGCAGCAGCAGCAGCAGCACCGUGCAGCAGCAGCUAGAGGAACUAGAGGCCCGCAUAGCUAAGGUAUUUGCGGAUAGGGAGGCAGCGCAGCAGAAGCAGCAGCAGCUGCAACAGCAGCAACUAGGUCAGCAGCAGCUGCUGCUGCAGCUAAGGGCGCAGCUGGGAGACCAGCAGCGACUACUGCAGCAAAUCAAUGAAGAGCAGCAGCAGCAGCAGCAGCAGCAGCAGCAACUUCAAGCCGCGGAAGCAGCUCUACCAGGCCAGCAGCAACUGCUGCAUGCAACUCGGCAGCAGCUGCAGCAACUGCAGCAGCAGCAGAGACAGGCGGAGCAGCAAGCUGAGGCGCGGCAACGGCAACUUGAGUCUGCUGCUACAGAGUUGGAGACGACUGCUACAAUGCUAUUAGAGCAGCAGCAGCGCGUGCAGGAAGCAGAAGCAGCAAUUGCUGCUGCUGCUGCAUCAGCAAGUGGUACAAGACAGCAGCAGCUGCGUCAGCAGCAGCAGGAGCUAACUGUUGCACUGCAGCAGGAGCAGCAGCAGCAAGAGUUACUCAAUGCUGCCUUUGAGAGAGGGCAGCAGCUGCUGCAGCAAGUACGAGAUAGUAUAGAGAUAAAGAAGCAGCAGCAGCAGCUGCAGCAGCAGCAGCAAACAGUGCAUGCACUGCAGCAGACACUGCAGCAAACGGUGCAGCAAGGGAUAGCAGCACUAACGCAGCAAAAUAGCAUCGCAGCAGCAGCAGCAACACAACUACAACAACAACAGCAGCAGCAGCAGCAAACAGCAGCAGCAGCAAUAGAAUAUAUACUUAAUUCCUUAAGGAAAACAGCAGCAGCAAAAGGAGAAAAAUUAGCAGAAAUAAGAGGAGCAGCAGCAGCAAGACAAGAAAGGAAGCAGCAACUGCAGCAAGAAUUAAAUAAUCCUACCUAUAAACAAAUUGAUGCUAGAUAUGUACAAGACAUCGACAGAUAUCAUAAGGCAUUAGAUAGGGCACUUAUGCGCUAUCAUGCUGCUAAGGUAAGUAGCUAG